GGAGGGUUAGCAUUAAGCCAGUCUAGAUUCAUUUAUGUGCACAUGGAUGAACUGAGAAGCGGCCCAUGACUGAACACUUGUUUUGGGCGGAGGUGAUUUCCUCAUUGGGCCGCGUGCCGGUUAACAACAAUCACGUUCUGUGUACUGCCGUACCCCACAAGUUGACCACAUCCCCCAUCUGUCCUAUCUGUUCGGUGUGUCUCUUCCCUUCUGAAGCACAAGAUGAAGAUUGAAAACAGGACAUUCAUUGUUUCCGGUGGUUCAUCUGGACUUGGUCUCGCGACAGUGCAAGAUUUACUCAGCUCCAAGGCAUAUGUCUCGAUAGUUGACCGUACACCUCCCCCCUUUGACGUGGCUGCCAACACAACUGUCGCGUACUUCCAAACAGACAUCACCGAGCUUGCAGAAAUUGAACGUGCGGUGGAGCAAACCGUGUCAUGGACCAAGGAAACUGGGGCCCCAUUAGGUGGGGUGAUUAAUUGCGCUGGCGUCGCCACGGCGGCCAAAAUUCUCGAUGCGAAUAACGAGCCUCAUGCUCUGGAUCUGUGGGAUUUAACGAUUGCUGUAAAUCUCACUGGCACGUUCAACCUCACUCGGUUGGCUUUGAAACAUCUGGUGGAUGUCAAACCGGAAGGCGGUGAUGGCGAACGCGGAGUGAUCGUAAUGGUCGCCAGUGCAGCUGCCUUUGAAGGGCAGCCGGGCCAGACGGCUUAUGCUGCCACAAAAGGCGCAGUUCGCUCCAUGGCUUUACCCAUGGCGCGUGACUUGGCGAGGCACGGUAUCCGCGUCGUUACCAUCGCGCCCGGUGUGUUCGAGAGCAGCAUGACCAAAAGCAUGCCGGAACGGACGCGUAAAAGCUUGAAAGAUAGCGGCUUGGUAUUCCCCCGACGGUUUGGGCUUGCGGACGAGUUUGCUAAGACGGUCCGAUGGGUACUAGAGUGUGCAUAUGUGAAUGGAGAAACCGUCAGAUUGAGUGGUGCAGGCCGUUUGCCAGGGAAACUGUAAAGGCAUGCAUUUAAAUGCUGAUUUUGUAUUAUUACACAUGGCUGUAAAUGAUUGCUACAUAGCCAAAAUCGUCCCAUAUCCGGAAGUAAUGCGUCCCUUUGGGAAAAUUUGCAUCAUCGGAGGAGUUUUGCAACCGACCG
Messenger RNA from Desarmillaria tabescens, 1145 nucleotides. Its product is annotated as 3-hydroxy-acyl-CoA-dehydrogenase. The transcript has 4 exons. The coding region runs from base 223 to 1005 and encodes 260 amino acids. NCBI's taxonomy places the organism in Eukaryota, Fungi, Basidiomycota, Agaricomycetes, Agaricales, Physalacriaceae. Gene Ontology annotation, molecular function: oxidoreductase activity. The record is from RefSeq and is a predicted model, not a curated record.